Messenger RNA from Caenorhabditis angaria, 2087 nucleotides. The record is from the annotation of a GenBank genome assembly. NCBI's taxonomy places the organism in Eukaryota, Metazoa, Nematoda, Chromadorea, Rhabditida, Rhabditidae.
AUGUCGGAACCGCCGUUGAUUAUUGAGUCACUGGAUGGAUGCGAGGAUUAUAUUGCGAAAUAUAUGGAAGGAAGUUAGUUGAAAUAAUUUGUUAAUUGACAUAAAACAUUGAAAUCGGGCCUGUACCGGAAAGAUGAAACCCGGAAAAUGUUUGAAGUCUUCAAAUUUUUAAUUUCAGCACCAAAUUGGUUGUGAAACUUAUUUUUUCCUGGAAUUUGUCCAUUUACAGAUGAUUUGUAACAGUUUGAGACGUUAUCAGUUCCUAAAAUGAAAUUUUUUUUUGAAACUUUAGAUUUUUUGUCAGACUCUGAAAAACUUCACCAAAAAUUGGGCGAUCUUGAAGAUAUUACCAUUAAUCACUCCGGGUUUUCCGGAAAAUUGAAUCUUCUCUGAAAACCCCGGAAAAUUUCCGGCACAGGCUUGAUUGAAAUCAACGAUUUUUAGGAGAUUUACGAUUCACCGACAAACGGCAAGUUCGACAAACGGAACAACAUAGAAAACGAUUGGAAAAAGUAUUGAAAACUCCCGAAGUUGACAAAAAAAAAGAAUUACGACAUCGAGUAAGCACAGAUUAUAUUUUUAAAUCUUCGAAAUGCAACAAUCAUUAUGUCAACAAUACACAUUUUUUCUAUGGAAAUGGAAGUCGAUUGGGACAUGAUUAUCGAGGCCCUUUAUAUGCUCUUGAUUUCCCGGAAAAUGUGAGUGAACCGUUUUUAAAGAGUUGGUGCUCUCCCGGUGAAAAAAAUCGUCUGCAAAAAGGCGUCACGGUGUUGUUUGACCAACCCUUUAAUUAUAUUUUUUAUAAUCAAAUAAAUUCCAAGUUUUUCAGACACAAUUGAAUCGGACGGAUUUCACUGAACAUCUUCAAACUCUUGCAACCAGACAAUCAAAUAUUGACAAAGAAUGGUUGAGAAUUGCUAGUAAUCGAUUGGAACCUCGAAAAACUGCCAGAAGUAAUUCAACACCUCCAAAUUUAAAGUUCACAAGUCCCGAAGUUCCUGCUAAAAAUGACCGAUUUGAAAUGGGUUUUGCAGCGUGGCAUAAACAGGUAUGUUUUUUGCUUUUCUUGAGAAUUUAUCAACAAAAACGAUUUUUCAGAAGUUCGCGAUUCGAAAUUUCGAUAAAAAUUUGGAUAGACCAACAAAUUUGGGAAGGCUUCUAGAACCGCAGUUCGAACGAUGUGUGAUUUUAGCGUUGUCAGGAUUAAUUGAAAAUAUUGAUUUACAAGUAAGUUUGAUUUGAAAAAACCAUGUUUUUUUCAAAAUGAAAUUUUAUUUAUUUUCAGAAACUUCGGCCCGGUUUCCAACCCAUUCAAUCAAUUUUAUUCACAACAUUCGACAAUUAUUUUUAUGCAGUUCUCCCGUCAAAAUUAGAUGAUGUUAGGCGAUUCAGCAAUUAUUGGUCGAAAAAAGUAAAAUAUUGGACAGAAAGACCGAAUGAUAGUCGAGAAAAAUGGCAAAGAAAAAGUGUAAUUUUGUUUUUGGAGCAAUUUGAAGAAGAUCAAACACAGUUCAGAAGAGCUCGACAUAUGUUCCAUUUAGAAAGUGAAAAAGAAGAUUGGUUCAUUGAAAUGGAUACCGGAGAGGUUGGUAAUGAGUUUUGUAAGAAAAGAAUAGAAAAAAAAAUAUAUUUUCCAGUUUCGAAGACUUGAAAAUGCCGGGCCCAAUAAUGUUAUGUCGUUACCAGGCCAUCAAUGCACAUUUCCGAAUAAUAUCAUUGAAUGUAGAUUCUCUGAUAUGGACAUGGUAAUUUUUAUUCAUUUUUUUCUCCCAUAAAAGUUCCGUAUUUUCAGUCACAAUUCAAAAUUGCGCAAGAAAUCGAUAAAAUUCGCAAAAAUGGAGUGAUGAAUAUUGUUGGAUUUGAUAAAAUGGAAAGACGAUAUGUGCCAAGUAUUCAAUAUAAAUCCGAUAUUCGAACAGCUAUUGUAAGUUUUUUAUAUGAAACAUUUUGAAAGCGAAACCCAUAUUUAGAUUGAACCAAUCAAAUCCCCGCCACGUCCACUCAUGACUACUGUAUUUUGUGACAAUUUGAGUUGUAUGGGAUGUAACACUUGGAGCACAUUUCAAAAACCAUCAACUUUAGGAUGA